AUGAGUGGAAAUACAGAAUCGAGCUCAAACAGCAUCAAGUUUGCUCCAAUGCCCAUGUCAGCGUUGCUUGCAAACCUGGCGCCCUUACGGACUCAGACUGAUACACCAGACUCUAGUUUUUCAUCUGGUGAUAGCGAUGACUCUAUUUGUGAAACAGUUGCAAAUAAAACCCCGUUGCUCAAAUCGCACGGUAGAGAAACCAAAGACGUCACUUCGGAGAAGAAAAUAUACUGUUACAAUAAAGAGAAUUUUGAUGAGAAUUGGUUGUCAAGAAGGACUUACGCAAGUAAAGAGAAUUGCAGUUUACAAGGAGCUAAUAAGUAUGAGAAAUUCAACCCAUUUCCAAAUUCAGAAGUUAAAAAACGACCUGCAUUAUCACUACACGACAACAAUAUUCAAACACAGGAAAAUAAUAUAGACUCAGCGCUAAAAAAAACACCAGAGAUUUCAAAACCUCCAAAUCGUAAAACUAAAAGUGGAACUCCUAUAAUUAAAUCUGGUAUUAGAAAGUUUACACCUGGUUCGUCUCGAUUGAGUCAGAAAAAGGCACAUUUGCAGAAUGUUCUACAAAACAGGGAUAAGGUUAGAUGUGAGUUAUUUGGUCAAAGUGAGACCAAGGAUGAAAAUCCAAUAAAACGAGAACAAAUGGCACCACCAGUGUCAGCACCACAACAAACACCUAUUAUAAUACCUGUACCUGAGACUCCAGUGAACAGAAAACAGAUUCCUGCACCUUGUGUAGCUACACCUUCUUAUCCGCAGGGUGUGAUAGGCAAUAGUGCAAAGAUAUUGUUUAAAACCACUUGUAUAAAAGACAAGAAAUACAUGUUUAUUAAAAAAUUAGGGACAGGGGGUUCCAGUGAAGUUUACAAGGUGCUUGAAGUUGGCACAUCAUGUGAAUAUGCAGUGAAGUGUGUAUAUUUAGCUACAGACCAAGAGCUGGCUCAGGGCUAUAUUAAUGAAGUAAGACUGCUGCGUGAACUACAGAAUUCGGACCGUGUUAUACGCUUGUACGACUAUGAAUAUGACCGCACGAACCGACUGCUGCGCAUGGUUCUUGAGGUGGGUGAGACAGAUCUGUCUUCGUUCUUGCGUGCGCGCGGCUCUGGUUUGCCGCCUGCACUCGUGCUCCACUAUUGGGAGGAGAUGUUGCUUGCUGUUCUAUACAUACAUGAGCAUGGCGUGAUCCAUGCGGACCUGAAGCCGGCGAACUUCCUGCUGGUGUGUGGGCGGCUGAAGUUGAUCGACUUCGGCAUCGCGUCUGCGAUCAGCGGCGACGCGACGAGCGUGGUGCGCUCGCAGGCGGCCGGCACCUACUCCUACAUCAGUCCCGAGGCGCUCAUGGGCGGCGCCGGCGGCUGCGGACGCGCAGACGAUGCCACCACACCACCCAUCAAGAUCUCAUUUCGCUCAGACGUGUGGUCACUGGGCUGCAUAUUGUACAGUAUGGUGUAUGGUCGUACACCAUUUGGACACAUUCCUAAUCUAGCGAAGCUAGCCGCCAUCCUCGACCCUAACCAUCGUAUUGAUUAUCCACCUAUUGACCAUUUCCCACCAUCACUCAUAGGGUCGCUAAAAUGGUGCUUGACAUAUAACAUGCGAGCGAGACCAUCAGUACGCGAGUUACUAUCAGUGCGCCAUUUACAGCCGCCACGAGCGCCUCUUCCGCAAACGCUGGUAGAAAAAGUACGGCCCCACCUAACACCCGAGGAGGUCCGAAUGCUUCAACGGGCACUAGUAUAG
Messenger RNA from Parnassius apollo (apollo), 1743 nucleotides. Lineage: Eukaryota; Metazoa; Arthropoda; Insecta; Lepidoptera; Papilionidae. The record is from the annotation of a GenBank genome assembly.